GACCACAAAUAUUUUGACAAGUAACAUUUCAGUCGUGGAUAGAAUUUUCGACACACAUUCCAUAGCUAUUAUUACACAGAAAAUUUUCUGUUUCUGAGAGUAAAAAGAGUUCGAAGUGUAUAAGCAAGUAGGUGGUUUGUUUAAAUUAAAAAACUAUCAUGUUUAAUUCAGCCAUGGUGUUUGAUCCCUCCACUGGAACUUCAAAAAGGUUUUCAGUUCCUGUUGUUCAGGAAUUGGCAUCUCAGAACCUUCACAGCCUUCCUGAAAGGUAUAUCAGAUCAGAGAAAGAGCGCCCAAAUACCUUUCCUCUUCCUCAUUUGGACAUCCCUGUAAUUGAUAUGGACAUGUUUUUGAGAGAUUCGGAUCUCUGCAGGCAAAAGGAACUGGAAAAACUUGGUACUGCAUGCCAGCGAUGGGGAUUUUUCCAGGCUGUGAAUCAUGGAAUUCCUGUGUCUUUGAUGGAAAGAAUGAAGGGAAUUGUAAGGGAAUUCAUUCAACUACCUUUGGAGGAAAAGCUCAAGUACAAAACACAAGAAAUUGAAGGCUAUGGGCAGUCCUUUGUAGCCUCAGAUGACCAGAUACUGGACUGGGCAGAUAUGAUGUACUUGACAACUCUGCCUCCAGAGAAUAGAAAGAUGAAUUUUUGGCCAACAAAACCAGCGGAUUUUAGAGAAAGCGUGGAUCAAUACGCUUUUGAAAUUCAAAAGUUUGGCAAUACAGUUCUUUGCCUUCUAUCAGAGAACGCUGGCCUAAAACCAGACCAUUUCAUUAACAUGUGCGGGAAAAUGACACAGUUCAUGCGAUGGAAUUACUACCCACCCUGCCCAAGGCCAGAUCUGGUUUUAGGGUUAAGCCCUCAUUCAGAUUCAGGUGGUUUGACAGUAUUGUUGCAGGAUGACGAAACAGUUGGGCUACAGAUCUGUAAGGAUGGUGAAUGGGUCCCUGUUCAACCCAUCCUUGGUGCCCUGGUUAUCAAUAUUGGAGACAUGCUUGAGGUGAUUAGCAAUGGAAUUUAUAAGAGCAUUGAGCACAGGGCAGUCACAAACAUGGACAGAGAUCGAAUCUCCAUUGCCAUGUUUUGUAAUCCAAGUGGGGAAACAGAAGUGGGUCCUGCUCCUGAGCUCAUAGAUGACUUGCAUCCCUGUCAAUACAGAAGAUUCAUUCGCGCAGACUAUGUAAAGAAUUUAUUUUCUGGAAAACUUGAAGGGAAGAAGAUUGAAUUUGCCAAAAUCAAGUUAUAACUUUUUAAGUUGAAUUUGUUCGGUAUGGCUAAGAUUUUUAGCGUUCAAUUUGAUGAACUUCUAUCUUGACCUUUUUCGGGCUUAUAAUUUAAGCAAAUGAUCAGUGGUCAGUAUUGUAAUGAAUUGCAUGGUUAAGUAAUGUUGGUUUUCUGUGA
Cryptomeria japonica (Japanese cedar) is the source of this 1396-nucleotide messenger RNA. Its product is annotated as oxoglutarate-dependent flavonoid 7-O-demethylase 1. The transcript is spliced from 4 exons. NCBI's taxonomy places the organism in Eukaryota, Viridiplantae, Streptophyta, Pinopsida, Cupressales, Cupressaceae. The coding region runs from base 159 to 1241 and encodes 360 amino acids. The record is from RefSeq and is a predicted model, not a curated record.